AUUUACUUGUAUAAUUCCAGACGAGGUUCGUGCAUGUGAACUUGUUAUCGUCUGUCCUCUUACUUAUCUUAAAUUUCAAUCUAUAAUAAACAAUGGAGUAUAAAGCAGCUGUUUUGUUCCUAAUCUUCUUAUGUUAUGAUGUGUCAUUUUCUGCGGAUUGUAUUGGACUACAAGAUGGCAAUUACCAGUUAAACUGCCAGACGUAUAAAGCAUGUAUCAAUGGUACUGCAGCAGUCCACAACUGUCCUACACCUCCAGCAUUAGAAAUUGUGUUCAACAAUGUAACGCGGAAAUGUGACAUACCAAGUAAUGUCGCUUUACCAUGUGGUGGAUACCAUUAUGACUGUUCAAGUAAAGCCGAUGGUGAUUUUGCUGAUUUAGUAACCAAUUGUACUUCGUUUGCUGUUUGUUAUAGCGGGAAAUUAGCAGGAUAUCAACAUUGUCCAGCAAAUUUGGUAUUUGAUGCAGCAAUACAGACUUGUAAUUGGGUCGGAAGAGUCCCGCCACCUUGUGGUACCAAAGUUUGAACAUUUGUUUCCAUAUAAUCACUCGCAAUUCCUCCACUUUAGCUAAUAAAACACUUCUAAAUGUU
Mytilus trossulus (common blue mussel) is the source of this 592-nucleotide messenger RNA. RefSeq lists its product as uncharacterized. The record is from RefSeq and is a predicted model, not a curated record. Gene Ontology annotation, cellular component: extracellular region. The transcript is spliced from 4 exons. The coding region runs from base 93 to 527 and encodes 144 amino acids. Gene Ontology annotation, molecular function: chitin binding. NCBI's taxonomy places the organism in Eukaryota, Metazoa, Mollusca, Bivalvia, Mytilida, Mytilidae.